This is a messenger RNA of Daphnia magna, 999 nucleotides long. RefSeq names its product CD209 antigen-like protein D. The record is from RefSeq and is a predicted model, not a curated record. Gene Ontology annotation, molecular function: carbohydrate binding. Gene Ontology annotation, cellular component: external side of plasma membrane. The transcript has 6 exons. NCBI's taxonomy places the organism in Eukaryota, Metazoa, Arthropoda, Branchiopoda, Diplostraca, Daphniidae. Gene Ontology annotation, biological process: biological process involved in interspecies interaction between organisms. Bases 81 to 896 code for a protein of 271 amino acids.
ACAUUAGAUGAAAAAAACUGAACAAAAGAGCUUUGUCCAAGUUGUAACCGAUUCCAAAUCAUUCUGCAACGGUCUGUAAAAUGGUGAACAUAAUUCACAUUUUUGUCAUUUUGCUUUCGACGCUUUUGAUUUCCAGUCAUGGAAAUGCCGUCGAGUCUCCUCUUUGUGGAGGACGAGUUUUUGUGGAGAAUGCGAUCGUGAUUGAAGCUCCAGUUCACGAAGAUUGUCACUGGGAUAUUCAUACGCAAGAAGAUCGUAUCCUCGUCAUCACAGCGCUCAGCGGAAACCUCAAAGAAGCUCAAGAGUUUCUAACGAUUCACGAUGGAUCCGGCAAAGAUUCGCCCAUUCUGAUAGUGGAGAAUCAAAAGACCCACGAGCGUUCAAGAAAAGAUUUGCCAAAGGCCGUGUACACGACACAGUCGACGGCGAGCAUCCGAUUUAAAAAGGCACCAACUUCAAAUUUACAGCUCAAAAUUCAAAAGGCAGUCGAUUGUCCAUUUAAUCUGGGAGGGGAAAGCCAAUGCGGACGAGUAGUCGACGAAGUUUCGUGCUACUGCGCUACUUUCACCAAGAGAGAUCACUCGAACCAAACGACUUAUUGUACUGAUCACAAUAUGAAAUUGGUAACGCUGGAAAGUUACGAGAAGGAGCAAGCCAUUUACGCCGCCUGGAGCACUGAGUAUUGGUUUUGGACUUCUCUGACCGACACACAAGAAGAAGGAAGGUGGCUUUGGGAAAGUACAAACACAAAUUUGUAUCCUGGGUAUGCGAAUUGGUGUCCAAAAAACCCCAGUGAUUCAGGUGGAAAUGAAGACUGCAUGGAUAUGGAGUGGGGUUGCUGGAACGACUUACCUUGCAGCAAUACACAAGAUGCUAUUUGUCAAGCCAUUCCUUAAUUCUGCUAUGAUAAAAAUUCUUUUCCACCGUUCUGUUACCGAACUUUAUAUCCCAACGAAUGAGUAACAUGAAUAUAAUUUGUGCAAGGCAGAAAGAGCCCAA